CUGAGGGUCCCCGGGUGGACCGCCGGCAGCCCGCAGCGCGAGACACCACCGCUGCUGGUUUCGGAACGAGGGCACCACGUCGGCCGCAGCGAUCUCGCAAGCGUGCGCCGCAGAGGCCUAGCGGGGCAGCUCCAGGCGCCAUGCCGAAGGCCAUCCUGAUAAAUUCCGGCCGCCUCAAUUGGGAUGGCGCCCUGGAUUUGGGAAAGUUGGAGGCCGUCGUGGAGGUCUCCCAGAACGACCCAGACGCGUCGCCGGAGGAGAUCCUGAAGCUCGUGGACGGGUGCGACAUAGUCAUCUCCAAGGAGAUACCAGUCCCUGGCCACGUGAUCGAGCAGUUCCCACCGAGCGUUCGCUUGAUCCAGGAAGCAGGGACGGGAUUCAACAACGUCGACCUGGCCGCGGCAAAGGCCAAGGGCAUCACGGUCUGCAACUGCCCAGCGUACAGCAGCGACGCGGUGGCCCAGUUGGUGCUGACCUUCAUCCUCAAUUUCAGCUGUUCGAUGGUUCCGCAAAUGCGGAGCCUCGCCAAAGGCGACCGCACCAACUUCACCGAUAGGCUGAGGGUGCCCCACUUCGAGCUCGGAGGCAAAACCCUCGGCCUCAUCGGCGGCACCGGCGGCAUCGGAACUGAGGUGGCGAAGCUGGCGAGGGCGUGCGGCAUGAACGUCAUCUUCACCAGCAGAAGUCAGACGGGUCCCGACAUCAAGCCCUUGGAGGAGCUCCUCCAAGUCAGCGACUUCGUCAGUCUCCACUGCCCCUUCAACAGCGAGACAAAGUACAUCAUGAACAAGUCCACGCUCGGGCUCAUGAAGCCAACAGCAGAGCUUGCAGAAGUGCUGAAAAGUAACGGCAUCGCGGGGGCGGCCCUGGACGUGCAGGAGGUCGAGCCGCCUCCAGAGGCGAGCCCGCUGUACGCGCUGGAGAACGUGAUCCUCACGCCGCACAUCGGCUGGAAGCGCGUCGAGACGCGGCAACGCCUGAUGGACAUCGUCGCCGACAACGUGACCAAGUUUCUGGAAGGUGCUCCCGUCAACGUGGUGAGUGCUUGAGGAGGAUACGGAUUGUGAUUGGGAGGCGCAUGUUCGGAGAAGCCGCUCCCGAGGGUGGGGGGGGGCAAUCGAUCCAUAUCCUCUUACCCCCCCUUGAUUAUGCUCUUCCUGUCCGUCCUCCCUUUCCGUUCCUUUUUCCCUUUCUGCCUCUUACCCCUCGAGCUUUCACGUCUCCCCGUUUUCCCUCGAUCCUGCCUUCCCCACCCCCUCACCAACGCCUCUGCACCGCUUGUGCGACCACAGUCGUCCGCUGCGACGCGUUUGUUAGGUCUUGUGAUAGUGGGCCUUCUCAUCUAGUGGGCCUUUACGUGCUCACAGCUUUUCUACAGUUUUUCUUCAGUGCGCAACAGCGUCAGCCCAAUCGGCCGAUCUCGUCCGAUGUGGUGCUCUCGGUAUGGAAUAGUGCCGUGGGUUGCGAUUGGUAGAA
This is a messenger RNA of Prorocentrum cordatum, 1476 nucleotides long. Lineage: Eukaryota; Dinophyceae; Prorocentrales; Prorocentraceae. The record is from the annotation of a GenBank genome assembly.